GGCCUGGCCGGGCCUGGCCCACGGUCCGGACCAGCCCGGCAGCAUGGGGGCCCGGAGGCUGGGGCCCAACCAGCUCGUCGUCCUCAACGUCUACGACAUGUACUGGAUGAAUGAAUACACCUCUUCCAUUGGAAUUGGAGUCUUCCAUUCAGGAAUAGAAGUAUAUGGUAGAGAAUUUGCUUAUGGAGGGCAUCCUUACCCCUUUUCUGGAAUAUUUGAAAUUUCUCCAGGAAGUGCUUCUGAACUAGGAGAAACGUUUAAAUUUAAAGAAGCUGUUGUUUUGGGGAGUACCGACUUCUUAGAAGAUGAUAUAGAAAAAAUUGUAGAAGAACUUGGGAAAGAGUACAAAGGCAAUGCCUACCACUUGAUGCAUAAAAACUGCAAUCACUUCUCUUCAGCUUUAUCCGAGAUCCUGUGUGGGAAGGAGAUCCCUCGCUGGGUGAAUCGACUCGCCUACUUCAGCUCGUGCAUACCGUUCCUGCAGAGCUGCCUCCCGAAGGAGUGGCUCACUCCGGCCGCCCUGCAGUCCAGCGUCAGCCAAGAGCUCCAGGAAGAGCUGGAGCAGGCCGGGGAGACGGCCACCACCGCUGCCACUGCGGUCCCUCCCCCUCCCCUGGCCAGUGCUGCAACAGGACCCCGGCCAGGCCGCCACACCAAACUGUGAGCGUCCCCCUCCGUGCCCCCAUCCCCCGGAAGACCGCGCCUCCGAGCGGCCUCCCGGCAGCCGGACCCCUUCGGGAAGCAGAGCGCCCUUCGAUCGGAUCGGACGUGCCUCUCGGGGGCGGAAGCCCGAGAGGUUUCUCUCCCCCUCCACCCCCCAAACCCCAGUCUCUUCAGCUCAGGAUUCUAUUUGUAAAGACAACAGUCACUAGGCCUGAGAGGGAGGACUCCGCAGAGCCGCCCUCUCCGGUUUUGUGGGGGUUUUGGUUUUGUCUUUGUUUUGUUUUUGUGUUUUUUUUUUAUUCCACUUGUAAAUUCAGAUUUGCUUCUGUUUUAUACAAGAUCUGUUCCGUUUACA
Tachyglossus aculeatus (Australian echidna) is the source of this 1018-nucleotide messenger RNA. It is a transcript of the gene DESI2, whose product is annotated as desumoylating isopeptidase 2. The coding region runs from base 44 to 664 and encodes 206 amino acids. Gene Ontology annotation, molecular function: deubiquitinase activity. Lineage: Eukaryota; Metazoa; Chordata; Mammalia; Monotremata; Tachyglossidae. The record is from RefSeq and is a predicted model, not a curated record. Gene Ontology annotation, biological process: protein deubiquitination. The transcript is spliced from 5 exons.